CGGAUUUCCAAUCGCCGUAACCAUCCACACCGAUAACAGUGCGCGCAUGAAGUCCCGCCUGUUUUGUCAGUUUAGGCGCCAAGCCAUAAAUUGUUAUCUCUAUCAUAAGCGCGCGAAAUUUAAAUGUUACGCUCAUUUCUGAUUAUGAGAAUUACCAGAAAUCUAAUUUUAAUUUUGAACAAAGUACCUGUAAUUAAAGAAAAGUUAUUUUCUCAAAAAUAUUUACUUUAUACAAAUGUAACAAUAUCUAUUUCUCUUUCUGCCUUGGGAGAUGUAUUAGAACAACAUUAUGAAAUAUUGAAGAAUGAGUGGGAUAAAUGGAGUUUAAAUAGAACUCGAAACAUGGCAUUAUCUGGCAUGUCUAUUGGUAUAGUAUGUCAUUAUUGGUAUAAAUAUCUAGAUAAUAGAUUGCCAGGUCGUACAAUUAAUAUUGUUUUGAAAAAGGUUGUUAUAGAUCAAUUAGUGUGUUCUCCACUUUGCAUCACAAUGUUUUUUUUAACAUUAGCUAUUUUAGAAAAAAGUACUUGGACAGAAUUAAAAGAUGAAAUUAUUAAGAAAGCACAUAAAUUGUACAUAGCAGAAUGGGUUAUUUGGCCACCAGCCCAAAUUUUUAAUUUUUAUUUUCUGCCAAAUAAAUAUAGAGUACUUUAUGAUAAUACUAUAUCUCUAGGCUAUGAUGUGUAUACUAGUCACGUGAAACAUGAUAAUUUAAUACACAAUGCAAGAAAUAAUUAGCAUUAAUAAAUUUUUAAUAUAGACAAAUUAUCUAAGUAAAUAUAUAAGUAAUAGAUAAUGAUGUCAUUUAAAGAAAAUAAUAAAUAACUACAAGUUAUAAAUUGUA
Bombus huntii is the source of this 841-nucleotide messenger RNA. RefSeq names its product mpv17-like protein 2. Lineage: Eukaryota; Metazoa; Arthropoda; Insecta; Hymenoptera; Apidae. Bases 124 to 735 code for a protein of 203 amino acids. The record is from RefSeq and is a predicted model, not a curated record. Gene Ontology annotation, cellular component: membrane; cytoplasm. Gene Ontology annotation, biological process: mitochondrial ribosome assembly. The transcript has 3 exons.